CAUCUUUUCGUACCUAUUUUAAUUAAUUCUUUGAUGAAAUGUGUAAUUUAAAGUUCAAUAAUAUUGUAAUCAUUUAAUGCAACAAUCUUGAAACUGUGUCUUUACGAAAAUGUGCCAUUGCAAAGAUGAAUUAACGGUAGUUAAUAUAUAUCUAUAUAUGUUACCUUUUUUAUUAGUAUCUAUGUUUUGAAGUGGUUUCAUCAAAAACAAACAAUCGAUAAUAGUGUUAAUGAUUUUUUCUUAGCCUUUUCUCAGUAAACUAUACAAUGUUGGGGGAUGAAGUUGAGAAGAGACACGACCCGCCCGGUGUCAACUCUCGCUCUCUGAGUGUAGCUCAUACUGCUGCGGACCUUGAGGUGCUACGUGAAAUAGAGAAUGUCUACUUCUCAUCACCUUCAGAGUUUGAUGCAGCGCGAUAUGUGCUGUCACACGCGCCGUCACCACCCACGUGCGAGGCUGUUGAACUUAUGUUCACCAAGUUGAAGCGACAACAACAGGUAGUUUCUGGUAAAGCUCUACAUUUAAUAUCACAACAAAGAGAUAAUUGUGACAGAGAAUUUGCUGAAAUUCAAAACAUAAGGCAACAGUUAACCGUAACAUUAGAAAUAUGUCGUAAAGCGAGAGAAAAUUUAUCAAUAGCAUCGAAUAAUCUUACUAUAUCAACAUUUAUAAUAUUAGCUAAUGUUAGAAAGAGGCAAAUUAUAAAAACAGUGUUAAAAUCUUUGGAUUUAUUGCAAAAUUUAAAAUGUGUGGAGAAAAAUGUUGAAGAUUUAUUAAAUAAAAAUGAAUAUUAUUCAGCAAUAGAAUUGAUAAUUAAAAGUCGUAAAGCAGCUUCAAAUCAUAAAGAAUUUACAUGUAUUAAAGAUUUAUAUAUCAGAUUAAAUGAUACUUUAUAUAUGACUGAAGAGAAAUUAGAUGCAAUAUUAGCUAAUAUAUGUUAUAAUUUUGAUGAUAAUAUAUUUAUUAAAUUAAAAAAAGCAUACGACCUUUUAGGUAAAACACAAGCUGCAAUGGAACAGUUGCAUAUGCAUUACUCAUCGGCUGUUAAUGAAACAUCCAUAAAAUCAUUUGAACAUUAUAUAAAUGAUGGUAAUUUAAAAUUUCAAGAUAUAUGUAAACAUAUAAAUCCAAAUAAAGCACCUUAUUGUUUGUUAAAUUUAUGCGAGAAUUUAUUUAAGAUUAUGCGAAGUUAUUAUUUAUUAGUCGAUUGGCAUAAUAAAUACGAUAUAGAUGAUAAAUCAAGUAAUGUGUUUGAUAUUGAAAAGAAUGUAAGCAAAGAAUAUAUAAGGCAGAAAUUAAAAGGUGGAUUAAUAAGAAUAUGGCAUGACGUACAAGCUAAAGUGUCGACAUUUUUAAAAAACACCCCCCUAGAAGAUUAUCCGUUUGAAAAAUUUAUACAAAUCUUAGGUGUAUUAAGAAAAUUAACACAAAUCGCUGAAAUAUUUUGCGGUGAUAAAUCUGAUAUAUUAAAAGAUUUUAUAAAAACACAAAGCGUUAUAUAUAUAAAAAAUUAUCAUAAAGGUAGAAUGGAUGAAUUGAAAUUAUUCUUAGAGAACGAAGGAUGGGAACAAUGUCCUGUUAAAUCGACAUUUAAUAUAUUAAAUCUACAAGAAUUUAAACAAUUCAAAAAGUAUAUAAAUCCUAAAUUAGAUAAAUAUAUAAAUAAAACGGGAACACAGUCGGAUGCAACAUCAUCUGUACAUUCACAAGACGAUAGUAUAUAUAUUUCAAAAUAUUUCAAAAAUAAAACAAAGGAUACACCUUUCGAUAUAUUUCGUGAUGAUAAUAUCACUAACGAUGAUAUAUUCGGUAUUGAAACUGAAUUAGAACAGAGUGAUUCAGAUGAUGAACCCGAUGAAUUAAAAAGUGAUUACAUUGAUGAUGAUAAAGAGAUAUAUGAUAAAAUAACAAAUUGUAAAGAUAAUAUCAUUGUAACUAAUACAACGUUAGCUGUAUUAAGAAAUUGUGGACAAUAUUUACAAAUAUGUAGAUAUUUACCUCAAAUAUCAUUAGAUGUGAUUAUGUUAAUGUACCAAUUAUUUGAUUAUUAUAUGUAUACUGUACAUUUAUUUUUUACAUCAGAUUUAGAAGUAGCUUCCUCAACUCUGUAUACACCAAAAUUAACAUCUACUCUUAAACGUAUAACAAAUAAUAUAAAUACAGAACAAGAUGAAAAUAAAUACAUUUUAUCACCGGAAUUACCACAACAUUUGGAUAUGAAUACAGAAUCAACAUUACAUGGGUUAAGUGAAAGAAUUGUUGCCGUUGAAAGUGUCAUAUUUUUAGCUAAACAAUAUGAAUGUUUACAUUCUUAUUUAAAUAUAUUAGUAAUACAACAUCAGAGAAUGAUUCUAGAACAUUUUAAAGAUAAUAAUUUAGCCGUUGCUGUAGAUUUACGUAUGCCAGUUUAUAUGUGUUCAGCGGCUAAAGCUGUUGAUGCACGGACAUCUUUAAUAGCAAUGUCUCAAGUUAAAUGGGAUGUUAAAAACGUAGCAGUGGAACACAGCCCUUACGUUGAUAUGAUUGUUAGGAAUAUCCAAGUAUUCGCGUUACGUUUAGAAAAUAUUUCAAAUAAAGUUUCUUUAAAUCGUGAUGUACUAAAUGCUAUAUGGAGUAUGGUUUCGAAAUUUAUAGUACAUUUAUUAGUUGAAGGUUUUUCUAAUGCUACAAAAUGUACGAAUGGUGGUAGAGGUCUUAUGCAAUUGGAUUAUAGACAGUUGUUUGUUAAAUUAGAGAAAAUAUCAGGUUUAAAGCCGAUACCUUAUCAGGAUUAUGUAGAUAGAUAUGUAAAAGCUUAUUACUUACCGAGGAAAGGUCUUGAAGAGUUUAUACAAGAGAGAUUAGAGUAUUCUAAUAAACAUUUAUUAACGUUAGUUACUUGCGCGUGCGAGAACAAACGAGAUAGACAAGCUUUGACAGCUCUUAUAGAAGGAAGAGAACUAUCUUAAUAACACUGCACUUAUUAAUAAAUUAAAUUAAAGAAAUUAUCUAUAUAUUUUUUCCUUAUUUCAUUAUACUUUUAAAAACAACAAUUAACUUUUAAAUCUGAAGACGUAAUAAAAUUCCCGCUCUUUUAUAUGUCAAGUGUUUGAAAAUUUUGCAUAGAUUAUAGAUAGAAUAGUUUUUAUGAUCUUUGAUUUAAAAAAUCAUGCAUUAUAAU
Molecule: messenger RNA, 3160 nt
Organism: Papilio xuthus (Asian swallowtail)
Lineage: Eukaryota; Metazoa; Arthropoda; Insecta; Lepidoptera; Papilionidae
Gene: Vps50
Product: vacuolar protein sorting 50
Exons: 4
Coding region: 267-2948 (893 amino acids)
Biological process (GO): retrograde transport, endosome to Golgi; endocytic recycling
Cellular component (GO): EARP complex
Molecular function (GO): SNARE binding
Source: RefSeq, a predicted model, not a curated record